Molecule: messenger RNA, 2850 nt
Organism: Osmia lignaria (orchard mason bee)
Lineage: Eukaryota; Metazoa; Arthropoda; Insecta; Hymenoptera; Megachilidae
Source: RefSeq, a predicted model, not a curated record
CACGUUAAAAAAAAAAAAAAAAAAAAAAUGGAUGCAGAAAUGUAACGAAUCCGGAGGAAUAAGGAAUGGAGCGAUAUAAGAGAUGCAGGAAUAUACGGGAUGCAGAAAUAUAAAAAAAUGUGUUUCUGAUAAGAAUCAUCCGUUACAAAGUGAACGUUCCGUAAAGUUGCAAAAGUUGACUGGAGGCCACUCAGAAUUAAGGAAGAUCCAGAAACUAAUUAAACCAUUUAUUAGACCACUUAGGAUACUUCAAUUCCUAGUGGUACUACUGAUAUUCGCGCUUGUAACUUACACGAUAGCGUUGAGUCCUGAAAAUGUAUCAUCUGUAACAUGUAUUUUACUUAUUGUUCUUUCUGGAGCCUACGUGUUUAUCUUGGCAAUUGAUAUUAUCAGUCAACUUAGUGGAGGAGAAUUGCAAUCAAUUCCGAUGUUCUUCUUCUCCUUUGUUGGUAUGAUACUCUUUGGAGUUACUGGAAUUUUAUUGUUACCAGUUUAUACUGCCAGUGCACUUUGGACCAUAUUAACAGUGUUGUGUCUCUCUCUUAUCAUGUCCGUCCUCUUCAUACUCGACGUCGUCACUGCACUCGUAUUUUGGAAACGAAACUGCGAUGUUUGUAACGAUCCAUAUUGCACUAAUCAAGCCCAGAUAUUGUAUCAAAAAAAAGACCUUUGCCAUCCCGCGUGCACCGAAACGGUCAAGUUCGACUUGAUGACCAGUGUAAGCAGCAUCAAAAUACCAUCUGGAGAUGAGGAAGCAGUUUGUGAUCAUAGUUAUAGAAAAGUUGGAUAUGGACGUCGAAGACAGUACGUGGAUCGUCCAGCUAGUGCUCGAUCAGCGGCCAUGGUCGAGGUUGCUGAUAUUCAAACGGAACCGCGUUCCAUGUGUAAUAGACAGAGUCAGACCCAUCGAGAAAUAAAAGAAAUGCCAGUGCAAACUGUGAGUAAAUGUGAACUGUGCAAUCGUCAAAUACCGAUUUUCUCAACGUCCACGGAUCCGAUGCAUCAAGCAAUGCAACAGGCACCUUGCACAACCUGCCCUGCAAUUAUGCAGCUGAUGCGAGGUGCACCGUGUUGCCCAGGAUGCAGAUGCGUGACAGGAAUAAUUCAAGUGUCACAACAGACUCAACAACAGCAAACACCACGACAAGAAAAAUCCACCGAGCAGAAUCCAGUUAAAGAAACGAAGCACUGGCAACAACCGGUGGACGAGAAAUCCUACGAAAUUGUGACGACUGACCAGGAGGAUCCAAACGUGAAAGGAAAAUCGGGAACCAUCACUAAACUUACUCUUGCAUCCUAUUCUGUUUCAUCGAACCAAACCACUGACAAUUCCUCUCAAACUGCUACAGGGAAAGGUGUAAAAAAUUUAAGGGGUUCUUCCGAUUCGGAGGAGAUAAGGAAAUCAAGAUCAGACUCAGAGAAACACGAUAAUGAAAAAGUGAAAAGCACAUCAAAGAAUUUAAACGAAACUUUAAUACCUGAAAAGGAGAAAGCAAAAUCGACUAACAAUUCAGGGAGAAGAUUAUCAAUAUCCCUUCCUGAGAAACAUCAUGAGCCGACAAAUAUGAAAUCAACCGAGGCAGAGAAUAAAUUAGCUAAAAGUGAUCCAAAGAUCGCGGAAGCUACUGUGGAAAAAUUGACAAGUAAUAAUGAGAAAUCUGCGGAGGAAGCAGUAAUUACUGGUGACGAAGCGGUGGAAGUUGAAUCGAAAAAGAAUUUAUUGCAAAAAGCAAAUUCCGAACCAGGACCUCGGGAAGUGUCGAAAAUGAAUAACAAAAAAGGUGAAAAAAUAUCAAUAAGCCUUCCUGAAACGAAACAAUUGAUCUCUCCGCCGAGGCUGGUGGCAAAAAUGAUAGAUCGUUUGCAAGAAAUCGAAGGGAAUAAACAGGAUACGGCUAUGCCGGCUGCGAGUGAAGUUAUUACGACGGAAAACCCUUCGAUUUUGAAUUCUGCUAAGCCAGAAUCUGAUGGAAAAGUGAAAAAUAUUACGAUUGAACCGAAUUCGACGCGAGGCGUAGCUUUUGAUAGGAGUGCUGAUCAGAAUCGUAAAUCGAAUAUCAAAAGCGAAGACAGUGCAUUGGAAUCGAGUAAUCUUACUGUGGAUAGUAGUAAGAUAUUGUCUUCUACAAAAGUAUCCAGGGACAGUUCUGCUUCGUAUGGGUACUCUGAGAACCAGUUAUUAAAACCACGUAAUGAUAAACAGAAGUUAAAUAAAGUGGAACAAUCCUCAGAUUCUAUAAUAAUACCUAAUCCUCAAACGGGAACGCAAACGACCGACGCAGAGAUAGCAUCAUCGUCCAGCAGAUACAAAAGGACUUACGUUUUCCCAAAGAAGAACAAAGUAGAACCAGCCGAAGUGACACAUACUGAUAUCGAUGUUCAAACGGGUUACGAAGCUCAAUCUGAGAAAACAGCCGAACGUUACAACAGAAAAGUUUGGGUAUCUGUUCUGCCUGUAAGAGAGUCCAGCUACCUACCACGGCAGGUUCUUUUAAUUAUUAUAGUGUUUAUAAGGACAAACGUGGACGAUAUUAUUGUGAAUUCUGUGCUAAUCCGAACUCGAUUAAAGUAUUGUAUAAAGAUGGUAAUGAGCCGAAACGUUUAAAAUGUGCCGGCUGUGGAAACAUUAUACGCUCGAAACACAGUUAUAAUCUGCGAGAUGAACUUGUAAGACCAACAUUCAUUUUAAGACACUUUUAAUUUUGUUACUGAUAAUAAACUUUACCUUUGCAGAAAUCUCGAAAUAAGCAUGAUAAUUGCCCAAAAUGUGGGCAAUCGCAAGUACAAGUAUCUUCAGUGUCAUAUUAAAUUGAAAUAAUAGUAUCUUGCUAUAGAUACACUUAAUAUAGA